Closterium sp. Naga37s-1 is the source of this 2205-nucleotide messenger RNA. Lineage: Eukaryota; Viridiplantae; Streptophyta; Zygnematophyceae; Desmidiales; Closteriaceae. The record is from the annotation of a GenBank genome assembly.
AUGUCUCACAAAAUUCUCCCUUACUCUUACAAGAACCGCUAUUCCCGGCAAACACCUUUCCUUAUCACGCCAUGUCGCUCUUUCGCGCUCACGAAGUUCAUAGCAGCGCUCGCCGCGCUGCUCGCCCCGUCAACCACCGCGCUGAAACUCGGCGGGUAUGUCCCGCCGCCGGACCCUACGACCUCUCGCGGCCCCUGCCCAGGCUUCAACACGAUGGCGUACCACGGCGUCUUCCCGCGCGACGGCUCCGCCAUACCGCGCGACCGCAUUGUCGCCGCCUUUAGCAAGUUCUACUCCUUCUCCCCGGCCAUGUCGAACGCCAUUCUCGAUUCCGCCUUCGCGAAAGGCGUGGGGAACCCCGCGGCGCAGACGAUCGACCUCGUGCAGCUCCGCGCGCACAACAAGAUCGAGCACGACGUGUCGCUCGUCCGCGACGACUCCUUCCUCGGUAACAACUACCUCGUUAACGUAACGCUUUUCAACGAAAUGCUCAGCUUCUCCGCGACGAAGAAAUUCAUCACUCUCGGCGAGAUUGGCCGAUUCCGCAAGCACCGCUUUGAGUCUUGCAAGAAGAACGAUCCCGAGCUCAGUUUCGACACGAAUCGCCAAGAUGUGGCGCUCUCCGAAGCGGCGGCGCUGGCAGGGGUGUUCGGCGGAAGGGUCCGCGCUUACGCGGUUCCGAUUAACUACCUCAAGUCGUUUCUCCGUGAUGAACGCUAUCCCAACGGCUUCAAGCCGCCGGUUGUUCCGCUGAGCUUCCCUGAGCUGCUUGCCAUAGGGGAAACGGAUCAGAGAGGGCAGCAGCUGCGUGAGCUGGGCGCUCAGGCGCAGGGGCCCUUGGACGACCAACUGCCACGAGGCAAGGGCAGGAGGCGACGCGGAGGCCAGGGCAAGCAGCGGUCGGGCAAUCAGCAGGAUCAGCAGGCAGAGGGCGAGUUGGGGCGGCCGCUUACGAGCCAACGUCCGGGAGGCCAGCUGGUGCGACGGCGGCCACUGUCAGGGGAACAGGGAGUGACUGCAGCACCUGAGGGCGUGCAGCAGGCAGGGGGACAGCAGGGAGUGACUGCAGCACCCCAGGGCGUGCAGCAGGCAGGGGGACGACAGGGAGUGACUGCAGCACCUGAGGGCGUGCAGCAGGCAGGGGGACAGCAGGGAGUGAUUGCAGCACCUCAAGGCGUGCAGCAGGCAGCGGGACAGCAGGGAGUGACUGCAGCACCCCAGGGCGUGCAGCAGGCAGCGGGACAGCAGGGGGUGACUGCAGCACCUCAGGGCGUGCAGCACGCAGGGGGGCAGCUGGGGGCGAGGGCAGCACUUCAGGGCGUGCGGCAGCGGCAGCAGCAGCGGCAGCAGCGUCAGCAGCAGCAGCAGCAGCAGCCCCCCCCGAUCCCUCCGGAAAGCCCCACACCGGGGGUUGCGGAGAAUUCAGCCACUCCUGACACGGCUCCACUUGCUCCAACUUGUGUCCCUUGCGAGUUCUGCUUUCACACAUUUCCGCCUGGUGGUGCGGCCUCCCGCCACAUAGUUGCAUGUAAAGCGGCAGAUGCUCAGCGGCGGGCUCAGGCCCUUACUUCCUCCCCGAACCUGAGCGAGGUCUUCGGGGCAGAUCCACUACCUCCGCGGGAUAUCGGCGAGGAGGUGUGGGGGGCGGUGCCUUCGUGGGACUGGGAGACUUUUUUCAGUAUUCAUUCUGUGUCGGGAGAGCUUCUUCGUCGGGUCCCGCAGCGGGCGCGACUGGGGGUGCUUGAUGCAUUGUGCUGCAUUCUCAAGAGACUGAAGGCUUCCCCUGGGGAUGAGGCAGCGACGCUGAUGUUCCUGGCCUUCCCGCGCCUCAUUUUGGGAGUUCCCGCGAAGGAGGGUCUUGGACGAAGGGCAGCCAUAGUAGGGCGUCUCGGAAAGUUCUGGGCAGGGGAAUGGCAACAGCUGUUCGAGGCUGCCUCUGCCGCGUUGACUCCGGCGGCGCGACCUCUUGCCUUCUCCUUACCUGAGCGAGAUGCUGAUGCCAUCCGUUUGGCCCGAUGUCGCACGAGGUGCCAAGUGGGGGAAUGGAGUCGAGGACUAGCAUGCCUUACUGCGGGCGACUUGGCGCAGCCCUCUCAACUAACAGUAGACCGGCUGACAGCAAAGCACCCGGCCAGUGAGGUGCCAGUUCCUGAGUGGGUGGAGCACUUUCGCAUAGACGCAGUGGAUUUCGGGAUGCGUUUCUGA